Messenger RNA from Staurois parvus, 675 nucleotides. The record is from the annotation of a GenBank genome assembly. Lineage: Eukaryota; Metazoa; Chordata; Amphibia; Anura; Ranidae.
AUGGGGGGCGGUAACCAUCUCGCAUUGUCCUCCACAGGUGCGGUGAAAGGCGACACCCUCAUUGACGUUGGCUCCGCCCCGUCCAUCUACCAGCUCCUCUCCUCCUGCGAAGCCUUCGAGAAGAUUAUCGCCACGUGGUUCACGCAGAGCGAGCUGCACCAGCUGCAGAAAUGGCAGAACAAAGAGGCCGACGCGUUUGAUUGGUCGUCCAUCCUGAAACACGUCUGCGGUCUGGAGGGAAACAAAGCGACCCCCCAGGAGAAGGAAGAGAAGCUGAGGGGGAAAAUCGAGAAGGUUUUGCACUGUGACGUCAGCAGGAGCAACCCCCUGGCACCGAUCGACGCUCCCAAAGCCGAUUGCGUCACCGCCGUCGUUUGCCUGGAAGCGGCCUGCAGGAACUUCGAGACCUACGGCCUGGCCCUCAGGCACCUGUCCCACCUCCUCAAACCCAACGGGCACCUGCUGCUGGCGGGGGACCUGGGCGCCAAUUACUACGAGGUCGGCGCCGAAAAGGUCUUCUCGCUGCCCGUGAGCGAGACGUUCCUGAGAGAAGCGCUUCCCGGAAACGGCUAUCGCAUCGUAGAGCUGGCCACCUUCGGGAAGCCCGACGACGCCGACCCCAACGCUUCCGACUACGAGGGCUUCUACUUCGCCCACGCCCAAAAAAAAGUGUAG